CUGAACCUGCGCAGCUCUUCAAAGCACAAUCAAAUGAUAACGCAGUUCAUAAAACAUCCUAAAUCUACAAAUUUCGACGGCGAGAACGAUUGGUCUCCUAAACGACGGCGAAUUGGUGGCGUAACGAAGCCGCCGCCCACACCAUGCAAGAAGCGCAACUACAAAGAUGAGGUCACCGACUCAAACACCGAGAAUGACGAUGUCGUUGUCAAGGAUGAGGAAAAAGAUACAAGGACAGACCUAGAGAGUGCAUUGCCGCCUAUUGACACUGGCGAGGAAGCUGUCGAAGCAUAUGAAGCGUUCAAGGCAUCACAGGAAGACAAAUCAGAAGGCGCCGAGGAGCGCCUAAAAGAUCGGUCAUGGAUCAGAGGGAAGAGCUCGCUAUACGUCGAUGCGUUCAAUCUGACGCUAGAUACGGUGUUAAAAGAAGAAGGCCACCUCUUCGACGAGGCUGAGACUGAGGUGUUCAAAAUAUGGAGGGAUCUGAACUAUGAAGCACAGUAUCUUUAUGUGCGCCUCUUCCUGCGCAAAACGUCUGCGUGGCAUCGCGUCAAGGACCUUGGCUAUCAUAGCGAUCUCUCGGACAUGGACACGGCGGUCGAAACGCUACAACGCACGUUCGAUUUACCAGCAUCGUCUGCUGAAGUCAAUAUACAUCCGGGCGAGCAGGAGGCGCCUACCGACACAACGCUUGUUAAAACUUUCACAUUCGCCGAUCGAUCAGAAGAUGAGAUCACAACAUUAGACGAAGCAUCCUCACUGCUGCGUCUGGACGAGCUCAAGGCGCUGGCAAAAGAUGCGAAGGUGCAAGGAAAGAACAAACGAGAGUUGUUGACAGCACUGCGACGGACGAGCAAAAAACAAGCUGGCUUGGGACAUGUUGGUCUGAAGCGAUCGGAUACAGAAAGCUCGAGGCAAUCAAGAAGGUCGAGGCAGUCUUCUGUUUCGGGUACAGCGACACCAGACGUGGAAGAGCCUGAAGAAGGCAACCAGUCUGAUCUGUCCGACAACUCCAAUCGCGAUGCUCACUUCACCCGCAAGAUCAUGAGCGAGACUGGGUCUUGUAUACGACUUUCAGCGGCCACAAGAAAGCUGUUCGAGCGUGUUCAUCUCGUCUUCUAUCGCUCAACGGAGUGGACCGAGAAGUCGCUGACGACCAUCAUCCUCGCAAAGAUAGCACGUCGCAACUUCCCCGGGUACAUUGUCUCCCGGUCCGCAAACAUCUUCGCUUCGCGCUCCUUGCUUCUGGAAUAUGAAGCAUCAAUACGAACCCAAUUUCGAAUAGACAAUAUUCUAGAGUUUAACGGGAGGCCGAUGGAGAAGGACUAUCAAGACAUAGUCGAUGUAUUUGAAGAAAUCUAUCCUCGAUGGCAGACUCUUGUAGAAGAAGAACAGCGGAAGGAGGAUGGCGUCUACCACAGCGGUGAAGGAUUCUACCUACGCCGUCUAUCGCCGGCUUGGGUAUACACUCGCAUCAUUCACAAGGCGAUGUAUGUCAUUGCUCGGCGCAAAGAGCACGAAUGCGAAUACGACGUGACCUCUGCGCUGCUUCGGCAGCGCCUCUUCCACCACUCUCGGCGGGGAGCCUGGUACCAGCGCAAAGCGCUCUUAGAGGAACACUACAUGGCCGCCCUAUCUCCCACCGAGAAGCGCAGCGAAGAGCAGCAGAAGAAGCACUGGAAGCGCAUCGCUUUGCAAACCUGCGAAGACGGUCUCCAAGACAACCUCGUCCACAUCAUUCAUCACUACGAUCUUCAAAAACGUGUCACGAAGCUCGAAAAAUCCCUCAACAUCGCCAAACGCUUACAGCACGACUUCACACACGUACGCCUUACCAAACCCCUCGAGGUUACCGUAGAAGGAACACAGAUCCUGCGCCCGCCUCCACUGAACCGACGGAACAGCUCUCCUCAUCCUCAGAAUCCCAACCGCCGUGGCGGGAAGACAGUAUGGAUUGACCCGCGCGAAACGGGCGAAUGCAGCGUCGAAGCUAUGUGCCUCUCACACUACCGGAACCAAGGCUGGAAAGGUUUCCACAGCGAAGGCGGGAUCGUGCGCACGCUCUUCGCAUACCUUUUUUACGACGUACUCUUCACAUACGUACCGAAUGUGUUCCAGACACAGUACCAGACAUGCCCGCUUGAUCUGCACACAGACGCAUUCUACCCGUCGCGCAUCUCGGAAAUCAACGCUCGCCUGAACGAGAUCUCGAAUGGUGAUGCGGAGAGCAUUAUAAAGAGGGUUUACGCCGAGCACCACGAAAGACGGACCUGUGUGGUAGGUCUGGACUGGACGUACGAUGUCAACGACUUGCUGGAGAUAGGACGGUGUUUUGAGGGCGAGGCGCUAGCUACAGUCUGCAAGGUCAUGGCGCAGGAGUACGGGCAGCGAGGCGGCGGUGUGCCGGACUUGUUCUUGUGGAAGCUCGCAGAUGAGGAGGGAAAGAAAGGUGAGGUCAAGUUCGCAGAAGUAAAGAGCGAGAACGAUCGCUUGAGCGAUACGCAGAGGCUUUGGAUACAUGUCCUUAGUGGAGCGGGGGUCAAGGUCGAGCUUUGUGCUGCUGUUGCUAAGGAGGUUAUCCAGAAGUGAGAGGUUCAGGAGUGAGCCCUGUUGGAUAUGACUGGACCAUCACUUUACAAAGAUGCGACAACUCGUUCAACACUGAAUGAUGGAGAUAGGUUUGUUGUACAAUUCCAGAAGAGAUUGUUGGCUAGUUGUCUUGUCAGUCAAGAACAUUCAGAUGUGUCUUCAGCGAAAACACACAACGGG
Molecule: messenger RNA, 2769 nt
Organism: Macroventuria anomochaeta
Lineage: Eukaryota; Fungi; Ascomycota; Dothideomycetes; Pleosporales; Didymellaceae
Exons: 1
Coding region: 34-2589 (851 amino acids)
Biological process (GO): interstrand cross-link repair
Cellular component (GO): nucleus
Molecular function (GO): 5'-3' exonuclease activity; 5'-flap endonuclease activity; flap-structured DNA binding
Source: RefSeq, a predicted model, not a curated record